Xiphias gladius (swordfish) is the source of this 747-nucleotide messenger RNA. RefSeq lists its product as uncharacterized. The record is from RefSeq and is a predicted model, not a curated record. Lineage: Eukaryota; Metazoa; Chordata; Actinopteri; Istiophoriformes; Xiphiidae. The transcript is spliced from 5 exons. Bases 49 to 747 code for a protein of 232 amino acids.
UCUGCUUGUAGCCUGGAAGACAGCUGUGUGAGCAGGAGUGGAGUACAUAUGAAGCCAACAAGCUGUCUUCAAAGCGGAAAAAACCACUCCAUCUUAGUGUCACUUCUCAGGACGUCCAGAUUUCAGAAGGUAGCAAAGCAACCGACACCAACGACAGCCGUCGUGACACGCAAUGAAAAAGAAGUGCAGGCAAGAAAGGAUGAGGACAGCAGGUUUGAGGGUGACGGGAUGCAGGCCUGGGACAACACGCACUGCUAUCGUGUUGUAUCAGUUACAGCUGACCACCAGUCAGGUGGGUCUGCGGGACAUUUUAGAUCACGGAGGGGCAGCCAGCUCACUCAGCGCCUCCAGCCUGCUCCUAGACUCCAGUCCCAGGCCCAGCAGAGGCCUUGUCCCAGGCAGGGCAGAGAGACACCUGGCCAAACCACAGAAACACUUCCAGCUGCAGACUGCCUGAUGCUCACCACGGAGAGAAUUCAGGCCAAAGCGCAGAAAGCAGGGAGAAGAAAGAAGAGGAAAAGAGAGGGAGAAAGUGAGCUGUAUGAUGGUGAGCUGACUGCAGGGUAUCGGCCUGACAGAGAGGAAAAAGCACCCUCUGUGCAUGGCUUGGGAUUGGCCCAGAUGAUCGGAGUGAACCUUUGCCCGGGUGAAGAGUACUCAGCAUCACUCGGCCUGGAGCCCUUACAAGCAGGCCCUCGCCUCGCCCCAUCUCCCUUGCACCUUUCACCUUCCCCCCAACCAUCCUGA